Messenger RNA from Chelonia mydas (Green sea turtle), 4174 nucleotides. RefSeq names its product store-operated calcium entry associated regulatory factor (gene SARAF). NCBI's taxonomy places the organism in Eukaryota, Metazoa, Chordata, Testudines, Cheloniidae. Gene Ontology annotation, cellular component: endoplasmic reticulum membrane. The record is from RefSeq and is a predicted model, not a curated record. The coding region runs from base 170 to 1117 and encodes 315 amino acids. The transcript has 6 exons. Gene Ontology annotation, biological process: regulation of store-operated calcium entry.
AGGAUUGGCCGGACUCCGCCCAUAUUCCGCGCUGUGGGCAGAGCGCAGCAGGGUGCGCGAGCAAGUCAACCGCUCAACAAUCACUAGCCAAUUAGAGGGCGCGGCUUGCGGGCGCGUGCGCAGUAACGCGAGCUGCCGGGGCCGGGUGACAGCGAGCUGUAGCCGCCGGAUGCGCUCUGGCAUCGUCAUGGCGGCCGGCGGGCGGGUCCUGCUCGUAUCCCUCCUGCUGCUCCUGAGCGGGCCGGGACUUGCGCGGGGCUGGGACCAGCCGGGGAGGGUUUUGUUGCGGGAGAUCCAAACUCUCACUCUCUACAGAGAUGGAUAUACUACUUCUCGGCGGACAUCUCCAAUUCCCCAGUUACAAUGUACUGGAGGCACAGCUGGAUGUGCAUAUGUCCCCACGGUUGUUCAGUGUCAUAACAAAGGAUGGGAUGGCUUUGACAUACAGUGGGAGUGUAAGGCAGACUUGGACAACUCCUAUCGCUUUGGAAGAAUCGAAGUGAGCUGUGAAGGCUAUGAUUAUCCAGAUGACCCUUACAUCUUAAGGGGGUCUUGUGGUUUGCAGUACGGGUUAGAGUUAACCGAGGAAGGCCAAAGAAAAGCUCACAACUUUGGUGGAAGCUUUAGCUCCAGCUAUUACCAGUCAAGUAAAGUGAAUUCUCAGGAUUCCUCUGAUUCUGCUGCUGGAGUGAUUGUCAUAAUAGUACUUCUGCUCCUUGCUUAUGGAUGUUACAAGCUAUUCCUCAGUAAUCAGCUGCCUCAACAGGAUUUCUCUAAUGGUGAUGGAUACUCUAGGACAUCUUGGCAGAAUAGUCAGACACCACCUCCUCCUGGUUUUAAAUCCAGCUUCACAGGAGCUGGUGGUUUUGGUGGCGGUUCCAGUUCUGAGGCCAAUUCAGGACCAGGGUUUUGGACUGGACUUGGAACAGGAGGCCUACUAGGAUACUUGGCUGGUAGUCAAAGGGCACAACCACGUUCCUCAUAUUUUCCGUAUGCCAAUCCAUACGCUGGUCCCACUGCUUCUCCUCCUCCAGGCGGAAAUUCAGGUGGCUCUACGGGGCCUCAUACCUCAGGGACAAGAACUGCUUCUGGCUUUGGAGGCACAAAAAGGAGAUGAUGAUCGUAGUUCCCUGGCACAGUUGCAGUUAAAUACAGUUAAAUAUGUUAAAUACAGUUAAAUAUGGAGCUUCAGUUUUAAAAACUAUUGAAAUCCUUCUUCAUAGAACAUACGGGCUGGGUGUUGAGUUAGAAAUAUCUCCACAGCUUAGAGUUUAUUUUAAUAAGAUGCUCCUUGGAUUUGGAUGUUGUAGAUGUUGUGCUUUGGAGAUCCAUUUUGAAAAAAAAAUGGAGAUAAGAUCAGUGAGCAGAUACUGCUCUUGGUGGUGAGAACAGUGUUUUUUUUGUUUGUUUUUUGGUUUUGUUUGUUUUGUUUUUUGAUGUGUUCAGACUAAAGUCUAUAUGACUGCAUGGGAGAGGAAUGAAUGAAUAAAUAUAUGCAAUGACUUUUUCAUAGCCCUAACAGAGAGGUUGGAUACUAUCAUCUUGUUUAGAGAUUUAGCAGGUAUCAAAACAUAUUCUAUUUUCCCAUAAUAAAAACACAAAGGGAUAUCUUUCCAAUCUUUAGUAUUUUAGUGAUCUGGCAAUGGUACCUGUUCCAGUCUUCCAAAAUAACUAGCUUAACCAUGCCCUAGGAGCCAGUUCUUUUCAACCAGGGUUUCUCAGUCUUUGUGCUUCAGCAUCUGCAAGCCAGUGUAGACAAUUCCAUGGGACGCUAGCAAACUUGGUAAUAAACGUUCCAGCUCAUCUUCUCAGAAGAUAUUAUUGAAAUCAGUGGAAGAGGAAAAGAGCCUAAAUAUCUUUGAGGAUCUGGACCUCAGUGCAUAAUGAAGCCUGGCAUGUAAGGAAUUGUUCACCUCAGUGCUGUUUUCUGAAGAUCCAUUUGGGCUCUCUUUCACUUAUAGAAUUUAUGUGUGUUACAGUAACAGUGAAUUCAGUUAAUCGUAUAUGCAGGCAUUGUCCAUAAUUGUAGGAGUGCAAAAAAAAAUAGUGUUCUUAUGUUCAGGACUCUUUCUGCCUUUGUCCCACAUGUAAUGGGGAUCUUGGCAUCAACGUUGAGGCCUGAAGGUUGCAUAUUUGAACGCUUACUUGUUUUUAUGAUUCAUCCUUGAAAUGACAUGACUUAUGUGCAUUAUUAGGUAUUUUGUUUUUUAAGUAUAUAUCCACAGAUUCAUCUAACACUGGGUGUCUUAGCCUAGAUAAGGAGCUACUGGCCAUUGCCUUUAAUUCCAAAUCUUGUCAGAGCAGAUUGAUGUGGUGUUAAAUGCUUAUGGCCACAGCUGUCUUGUCUAUAGUAGGGCUUCAGAUGUUUCAACCAUGGCUGUUAGCUAUGGUGGAAAGUUCUUAGCAGAAAAAUCCUUGGUGCAGACAAAGCUUAUGCCUCGGCCACCAUCCUUCCUUUAGGGAGAACUGGCCAGGACUCAAUUGGUUGGGAGUGAUCACUAUAAUUUGACAAAGAGCAUUGCUGUCCCUAUUCAAAAACUAAAAUGUCGUCCUCCAAAGCACAGCAGACCUUGAGACUGAGCCCAGAAUGUGAAUCAGGUCUCCUAGGAUAUGUCUACAUCGAGGCUUGGUGGUGUGAUUCAUAGCGCAAGUACCUACUUGCUUGAGCCCAGUUAGUGAGAGGUCUAGCACACUAAAAAUAGCAGUGUGGAUGUUACAGCGCAGGUGGUAGCUCAGGCUCAGACACAGGGGUCAGGUGGGCUUGGACUAGAGCAACCAGCCAAUGCUCUAAUAGCCACAUUGAUAUUUUUUAGUGCACCAGCUUGAGCGCUAAAAUCACACCUUCAAGCUGCAGUUUAGACAUACCCCUACAGGGCUGUGUCUGAGCUGGUUUUGCAGAUUUUGUUUUUAAAAAUGUUGUAGCCUUUUUCUGUAGCAUGGACUCUGUGGCCCUUCGGCAUUGCUUUCUGAUGCUAUUUUGGAACCACCAAUGAUGGGCCCUGUGGGAGCUUCCCCUAGCCUCCUCACAUCAUGGGUUGGAUCUGGGAAGGGAAGAGAAGCUGCUUUAAAAAGCAAAGAAAUAGGAUCCUCUAAGGACCCCUGGAGGAAUGAAGAGAAUAAUAUGACACGGAGGCCAGAUAUACACUAGAAAUUCUUGAUGGUAUAGUAAUGGCAGUUCGAAUGGUAAUUUUUUUUAGUGACAUUUCUGUACCAGCAAAAGCCCUAGUGUAGACGUGGCCUCAGGGCUAGUAAGCGCAAAAAGAAAAAUAUAACCACAACUAUUAUUAAGCACAAAUGCAAUUGUUUAAGAUUAUUUUGCCUGAGUUUGGGGCUUGUUUCAUGCAAGAAAACUAAAUUUAUAAGAAUCCUAUUAACCAAGAAACUAUUCAGAAUGUGGAACUGACACUAAAAGAUAGAACAUUACUACAAAUUUGGGACUUCUUCACCAUCUGAGAGAUCUGGAUCUGCUUUCUGCUGGACUAGUGGGGACCAAGACUACUGCAGGAACAUCACAUUCAGGCUUUGGCUUGCUCAUUACUGAUCCUGACAGCCAAAGAAGGAACACUGUUUAAAAAAAAAAAAACUCUUACCUGUCUGGGUGUGAGACACUCACCUGUAUACAGCCAGAAAGACAUAACUGAUCUGGCCGGGUGGGCAGGUACAGAUAUGGGAGUUUUGCUGUUUAGAGCUACCCGAGGACCACAUGGUUGCUGGGGGAGAGGAAUUGAGCAGGUUCAUUUUCUCUCUCUCUCCCUAUUUUAAAGUUUAUUCUGUUCUCUAGACAGAAUUAGUCUUACUGUUGUCUUGCUAGAAUGCCUGUAUAAUUAUUUUAGCUCUUAGGUAGUGUGAGGAGUAGUAAAUGGUAGCAAGGGUUGAUAGCUUUUUUUGGUGGGGCUUUUGGUUUUGAUGGCCAAGUAGAGUGAAGUAGCUUAUUUUUACUUCACCUUCUUGAUAUUUUUUUUAUCUGUGUAUCAUGCCAUUUAAUUUGUAAUUAUUUUCUCAUUAAAAUGUAAUGUAUAGUUUAGCUCUUUUAGCACUUUGUUUCCUUGCUAUGCAAGAUAAGUAUCCAUUAUCAUAGAACUGUCUGGGAGGAGUUUGAAUUCUGUGCUUGGCUUAGAAAUACAUAAUGUGGUAUAUAACAUGCUUCAGAUAAUGCUUUGAUUUGUAUUUUGAA